GACUCCAUACGGCUUGAACUACGUGUUGAUCACCAUCGUUUACCAGAUCAGCAGCAACAAUGUCCGGAGGUUUGGAAUGUUUAGCCCUCAAGGAGGAUGACGUGCAGAAGUUUCUUGCUAGCGGAGCUCACAUCGGCUCCAGCAACAUGGACUACAAGAUGGCCCCUUACAUCUACAAGCGCAAACCAGAUGGGAGUUUCAUCAUCAAUCUGAGGAAGACCUGGGAGAAGCUUCUACUGGCUGCACGUAUCAUCGUAGCCGUAGAGAACCCUGCUGAUGUCUGUGUCAUCUCGUCUCGACCAUACGGCCAGCGUGCCGUGCUCAAGUUUGGUGCCCACACCGGUGCCACUCCCGUGGCUGGCCGUUACACGCCCGGUACAUUCACCAAUCAGAUCCAAGCUGCUUUCCGUGAGCCACGUAUCUUGAUCGUGACAGACCCCCGCUCUGAUCAUCAGCCGGUCACUGAGGCUUCAUACGUCAACAUCCCAGUCAUUGCUCUCUGUAACAGUGACUCUCCUCUUCGUCACGUGGACAUCGCUAUCCCAUGCAACAACAAGAGCAUCCACUCUAUCGGUCUGAUGUGGUGGAUGUUGUCCCGUGAGGUACUCCGUCUCCGUGGAGCCAUCAGCCGUGAUGUCACCUGGGAGAUCAUGGUGGAUCUCUACUUCUUCAGGGAUCCUGAAGAGGCUGAGAAGGAGGAGCAAGAAGCCCGUGAUCGUGCUGUGGCUGUGAAGGAAGAGCCAGCUCAGCCUUACGCUGAACAGUGGGGUUCUGAUCCCGUCGCUGUACCAGCAGGAGGUCAACCAGUGGGUGUGCCAGAUGUCACUGACUGGGCUGCUGAUGCUAACAAGGUAGCUGGAGCUCCUGCCCCACCUCAACAACAGUGGGCUAAUGAUGCCAGCAAGGUCGCUGCCCCUGCCGCAGCCCCAGCAGCUUUCCCCUCCGAGGACUGGGGCUCCGUUGAUGCUCCUGCAGCUCCUGUAGCUCCUGCGGCUGCUGCUCCUGCUGCUGCAGCACCUAGCCAGGAUUGGUCUACCGAUGACUGGGGUGGUGCUGCCACCAACGACUGGGCCGUCAGCUCAUAAGAACACCAUUGCAUCCCUCGUCAGAUGCCUCAUGAAUGGCAUCACAUGUGUGAUUUGAAAGGGCAUAAUUUGUAAAAUGGCAAAUUGGAAUACGAUGGAAAUUUUCUGGAAACAUUGUAUCAACUGUUAUAUUUGUUUCCAAAAGCUCACAAGAACUCGAUUUAUAAAGUACUUUACAUAUUUCAUGUUUCAUUUUAUGCACAUGAAAUACCCACUUCAUCACCCACACAUAAAAUAGAAAAUUGUCACACAUUUGCUGUGAUGUAGCUCAAUCUUAUUACAUUUUGCCAUACAUGAAGCUUGAAGCAUCUGCACAUUGUUCUCCAAUCAAAUAAAGAAACAUGAGAAAGGGUUUUGUGAACUCA
This is a messenger RNA of Strongylocentrotus purpuratus (purple sea urchin), 1450 nucleotides long. RefSeq names its product 34/67 kD laminin binding protein (gene rpsa). Gene Ontology annotation, molecular function: structural constituent of ribosome. Gene Ontology annotation, biological process: ribosomal small subunit assembly; cytoplasmic translation. Gene Ontology annotation, cellular component: cytosolic small ribosomal subunit; ribosome; 90S preribosome. Lineage: Eukaryota; Metazoa; Echinodermata; Echinoidea; Camarodonta; Strongylocentrotidae. The record is from RefSeq and is marked provisional.